UUAAUUUUUAAAUCCCUAUAAAUUUUAAAUUGAGAUAAUUUUCUUUUUUUUUUUUUUGAGAUCGACGUUGAUUACUAAACUCUUCUUAGACCCACAAUAGCAAUGCCGUUUCCCUCAAAGUGAUAAUGACAUGCUAUAAUUUGUUAUUGAUUGAACAAAUAAUUAAAAGAUUUGUUGUUAUGGCAUCUGUUAUGUACGCGCGGCAUUGUUAAAUUGACCGCCAUUUAGCCAAUCCGGUCAAUUAAACUGCAUUCUCAACAGGUGUUUCCCUUUCCUCAAAUUACACAUUCUUUAUAGUCUCUCUUUAUAACAGGUAGUUCUAUUGGUUCAAGAGAUACCGGUCUUCGGAUUUCUUCGUCUUUCAUGGCGCAUACAGUGCAACUUGAUUGUAGUGCCUACGAUUGUGCCAUGAUUAACGUGUAAAUCGAUAUAUCUGUUAUUCGAUUAAAUACUGUUUAUUCCAUUUUCAUAAAAAAAAAAACUAAAUAAAAAUUGAAGAGAUGAAAACGUAGCAGACUUAUAACGAGAAAUUGGACGUGCAGUAUUCGAGAUACGAGAGAUCGUACGAUCCUGAAGCAUCGUGGCGAAGAUUGCCGAUUUGAACGAGUCCGACGUCCGACCGCCAUGUCGGUCUCGUAAACGUUGAACGUUGAACCAAUGGCACGUCGCGUUACCUGCGGCGCACCUGGAGCGACUGGAGCGGCUGGAGCAGGUGAGUGAGCGACGGUGCGUCGAUCAGGGAUUACGAUCGGUCAUCGGAUUAGUCGCCGGAGUAUUCGCGGUCGAGCAUGUUCGGAACGUAGCUCCGCUGCUAGUUUUCUGUCGCCUCGGGAUCGAGUGCCUCCCUCUCCCCGGCUCUCUGCCUGUUUCCGUCUCUCAAGGUGUACGUGCGCGUGCAGUGCGUUGUGAAAAAUUUGUAAAUAAGUUAUAAUCAGCGCGGCACAUCCUGGUUACCAUGCCGUACUAUAACAGUGGUCACAGUCCCGCUUACAACAAAGAUGGCGGCUCCAGUGGACCGUCGAGCACUUCUGGUGGUCGCGCCAGCAGCUCGGAGCCGACAUAUAUGAUGGAGCACUUGGCCACGUUCACCGUCACGAAGGAAACCGGUAUUGUUUAUCCGGCGGAUGGUAUGCGCCGCCUCUUACAGUUGGAGAAAAGUAAUGGCAUCUGGAGUCAAAAAAUGCAGCUCCGUCUUGAGCGAAACUGGGUCCUCAUCAUGGACAACGAAACAGGGGCCAUUAUGGAACGAUUCCCUGCUUCCUUGAUACAGGAACCAACGGCAUUUACGUCGAGAGAUCCUAUGGAAAUGUACAACAACAUUUUAGUAUUCACGGUGGCUGACGAUAGUGGUUCCAACCAGCGAGCGGAGAUGCACAUAUUUCAAUGUCAAAGUGUGUCGGCACAGGAUCUCGUCGAGGACCUCAAAAUGCUGCAAAUGGGAAAACUGGUCACGGGUGGCUCGCCCCGGGGUCCUAGAGGACACAUUCCACCACCACCUGCCUUACCACCCCCGGAACCACCCUUGAACGGCGUUAACGUCAGGGAACAGGUGUCUGCUUUCAAUGCGGCGAAUGAUGGGCAAAAUGAUAUGUCGCGAGAGGAGAACAAUGACGAGGUAUCAUCGACGUCGUCGGAGAAAUAUGAGCGUGACGUGACGAUCCUGAAUCACUGCUUUGACGACAUCGAAAAGUUCAUAGCGCGUCUGCAGCAUGCAGCUGCCGCGUCUCGGGAGUUAGAGCGCCGACGACGUAAUCGGAAGUCAAAGAAGAGAAAUCUCGGCGAUGGUAUGCUCACGAUGAGAGCAAAGCCACCGCCCGAGAUGGAGUUCAUUGAUAUCUUUCAGAAGUUUAAGCUUUCGUUCAAUCUUCUAGCCAAGCUCAAGGCGCAUAUCCACGAUCCCAAUGCGCCAGAACUUGUACAUUUCCUCUUCACGCCGCUCGCGCUCAUCGUGGACGCCUCUCACGAUACUAAUUACGAUCCGAAUUUACCUAGUAAAGUGAUGUCGCCGCUUCUCACGCGAGAAGCGGUCAAUCUGCUGAUAAAUUGCGUCACCAGCAAAGAGACCGAGUUGUGGCAUUCACUGGGUGACACGUGGUUGAUACCGCGUGAUCAAUGGAAAGUACAUGUACCGCCAUACAAUCCGAUCUUUAUGGACGGCUGGUCACCAGAAUAUCCUAUUCCCGAAGAUAGGGAUCACGAUCAUUUAACGUCCUUAUUGAACGCGGAUAAACAAAAGAGGGAUGAGUUACCAGAACAACAGAAUGAUUCUUAUUACAAUCACCGCGACGUGGAUGAAUCGCAUUAUAGCAGCGAUUAUCUAGAAUACGAGAGCCGAGAGGAACGUGGUGGAAACGAAUACUUUGAUAGGAAUUAUGGGCCGAGCUCAGAAUUGUAUGGUCGUGAGGAAAGAGCUGAUCAGACCAGGGCGCAUAGUGACAUAUCCGUCGACUCGAUCGAAAGAGCUCCCAGAACAGUCGCUGGUAUAGAGAGAGCGCAAGAGGCUUGGUUGGAUGAAUUGGUAGCACGCCACGCUAAAAUCGUGCAAGUCACUUAUCCACGAACGGCGAACAAUGACAAGGAGCUCACGGUUGUCAGAGGCGAAUAUCUGGAGAUUCUUGACGAUAGCAGAAAAUGGUGGAAAGCGAGGAACUCCCGAGGGCAAGUCGCUCACGUGCCACACACUAUCGUUACGCCGCACAAUCCCACUACUCAUUCUACUGACAAUGAUGUCUUUAACAAUCCUCUAUACACCAGUAGAUAUCCAAGACAGGGGCACGGCUAUAAUUAUGAGGAUUCGGAGAUUGAAAGAACCAGCACUAGUCCAGGUCCGGAAGCCACUCAUCGAACACAUGCGAUUCCACCGCCAGCGCCUGCUGAUUGGGUGAGAAAGGAAAGACUGGGGAAAAAAGACGACAUUAGUGCAUACAACGGAACCAUCAGUAAUAGCAAUAGAUCUAGUACAUCUUCCAUUGAGAGCAUCUCUCAGUCGAUCGGAAAAUUUAAUACGCAACAAAGCAUCGUGGAAGUGCACUCGCCACCUCACGAUAUAAUACUAGAUAUAAUACCCGGCAAGCUAAUUAUACCGCCUACUAUCACACCGAUUGCAACAUUACCACCAACAGAACUAUUUACAUCGAAAUCGACGCCAAUCCUACCUGAACCGGAAUCAGCACCAACAUUAUCCACAUCGAAAUCAGCGCCAACACUAUCUGUAUUGAAAUCUGCACCCGUAUUAUCUUCAGUAAAAUCAACACCAGUAUCAUCUACACCGGCAUUAAACUCAUCGACGGUACCUCCGAUGCCUCCACCACUUCCACUACCGCCGCCGUCAACACCAAUAGGAUCUAUCUCAUUACUUCAACCCCAAAAAUCUUUACCGUCAACUUUUAUGCUUAAUAAAAUGGGAACAUUUAAAAAUAAUCACUUCUUCAAUGGUCUCUCCAGUCAGGAAGAAGUUCAAAAGGAGCUUAAGUUCGUUCUCGGAAUAUUUCGAGAGAAGAAAGCAAAUUCUUCUAUUAAUAAUAAUACACAAGAAAUUUGGUUGAAUCAACAUUCGACUCCUCAACAAGUUCAAACUUGGUUAGAAGCCAAAGGAUUCUCGCAAAAAAUUUGCAAACAGUUGGAAAAUACGAACGGCACAGAAUUGUUCAAUUUAUCACGACGGCGAUUGGAGCAAUUAUGUGGAUUGUCCGAGGGAAGUAGGCUCAAUGGCCAAUUAACUUUAGCGAAAAACGAGUGUGAAUAUAAAACCGCCCGAUCGUCAGAACUCAAGCAAAUUUUAGAAAAAGCGCGUCGAAGAGCGGAGAAAUUAAAUGAUAAGGAUGAAAUCAAAGAGUGAAUCAUACUGUUCUUUAUAUUCCGUACGCGGAAUGCUGCAAGUACUUUAUUAUCACUGCGAAUUUAGAAAAAUGGAAGAUAAAAUGCAACAUAUGUAUUUUUUUUCGUAAUUUUUCAUAGGUAUCGAAGCAAUACUAUCGAAAAAAUAUGAUGGAAUUAUUUUAUUUUCUGUAUUGUGAUAAUUAUUUAUUACGAGAAAGCAAUAUUGCAUAUUAAAGGUUUUUAGCAAGCAGCUAGCAAAUAUACAAUAAAUUAAUUCUGAUGUUCUUUUAUUGCGAACAAUAUUCAUUAUAUUUUAACGAAUUAAAGAUUUGUUUUCUAUUCCUGCACUGGUUGCAGUGGUUA
Molecule: messenger RNA, 4182 nt
Organism: Acromyrmex echinatior (Panamanian leafcutter ant)
Lineage: Eukaryota; Metazoa; Arthropoda; Insecta; Hymenoptera; Formicidae
Product: epidermal growth factor receptor kinase substrate 8
Biological process (GO): Rho protein signal transduction; regulation of Rho protein signal transduction
Cellular component (GO): plasma membrane
Molecular function (GO): actin binding
Source: RefSeq, a predicted model, not a curated record